This is a messenger RNA of Taeniopygia guttata (zebra finch), 1329 nucleotides long. RefSeq names its product dendrin (gene DDN). Lineage: Eukaryota; Metazoa; Chordata; Aves; Passeriformes; Estrildidae. The record is from RefSeq and is a predicted model, not a curated record.
CCAGCCCCUAAAUCCCUGUUUGUUACGCCUGUGGCUUUUCUAAAAGGCCAGGACUGGGGAUGGGACAGAGACGGGGACCUGGCAGGACAUGGGGACCCUCUGGUGGGCACCAAGCCCGGGGACCGGCAUGGCUGCGGGGUGCUGGCCCGAGCCCCCCUGGACCUACCGCCGCAUCGCCGGGGAGUACGCGUACCUGGAGAAGCGCUUUGUGGCCGAGCUGGCCCCCCCCUGGCCCCCAGUGCCCUCCAACCCCCCUUGUCGCCUGCAGGACUUCACCGCCCGGCCCCGGGUACCCCCCACCCCCUGCCCCCCGCGACAGCUCGAGGGGCCAGGGGGCAGCGGACCCUGGGGGGACACCCUGUGCCCGCGCCUCGGCCCCCGGUGUCGGGGGACAAGCUGGGCCCCCCCACCUACGAGGUGCACAUGCAGCGGGUGCAGGCAGCCCACGCCCGCCGUGGGGCACCCCCCCCUUACAUCGCACCCCCCGCCUAUGACGGUCCCCACCGCACCCUGCAGCUCCGGCCCCCGCGGGGACCCCGCAGCCCCCCGCCGGCACCGCGGGCCCGGAGGGCUGUACCGGGGGGCUGGAGCCACACACUGCCCCGGGCGGCCACCGAGGCCAAGCACCGGCUGUCCCCAGGAGGGCCCGGCACCCCCCGGCACUGCCAGACGCUGCCGCGGGCAGCAACCGGCCGGGAGCGGCUGCCGGGGCGCGGGAGGGGGCAGCGGGGCACGGGGGGACACGUCCUCAUCGACGCCACCCGCGUGGUGGUCCGGGCCCAGUACGUGCCACCCCCGCAGCGACAGCAGGUCCGCUAUGCCAGGGGCUCCCUGGGGCCUGGCACCCCUCCUCGCAGUCCCUCCGUGCCCUCCGGGGUUGGCAGCCCCUCUGCCGCUCCCUCGCCCCCCCGGCAGCCCUCCGGCGGCCCGGGGCAGAGCCCGGGGGGCUGCCGGGGUGGCCGCGGGCGGCGGCCGGUGCUGUACGCCCAAGCGCUGCGCGAAGCCGUGUCCCGCAUCCGCCGGCACACGGCGCCCGACUCGGACUCGGAUGCCGAGGGCAGCGUGGGGGGGUCCCGGCAGCGGCUCUGCCGAGACCCCCGCGCCUACAGCAGCAGCAGCAGCAGCCUGGAGAGCACCGGAGCCGCCCCGGGCCCCGCCAGCCCCACCCCGGCCUGAGCGAUGGGGCUUGGUGGGGUGUGGCACCUCGGGGCGGGGCUUGGCGGGGUGUGGUCCACAGGGGCGGGGCUUGCCGGGGUGUGGCACCUCGGGGGCGGGGCUCAGGACCGCAGUUCCCACGGGCUGACCCCAAUAAAAGCUCCGCGAUCCCGG